Molecule: messenger RNA, 5529 nt
Organism: Trachemys scripta elegans
Lineage: Eukaryota; Metazoa; Chordata; Testudines; Emydidae
Gene: KCTD10
Product: potassium channel tetramerization domain containing 10
Exons: 7
Coding region: 524-1489 (321 amino acids)
Biological process (GO): proteasome-mediated ubiquitin-dependent protein catabolic process; protein homooligomerization; negative regulation of Rho protein signal transduction
Cellular component (GO): Cul3-RING ubiquitin ligase complex
Molecular function (GO): protein binding; ubiquitin-protein transferase activity
Source: RefSeq, a predicted model, not a curated record
GUUCAGUUGCCUGGAGCAGCUGUCGUUUAGCGUGCGAGUCCUUCUGCUCUAGAGCUCACUGUCUGAUUCUUAUUAGAUGACCGGUGGGGAAUGAAUUGGUGGGGAAGCUUUUUAUCUUAGUUUUCACAUCCACAUUUUAAAAUGAUCUCACAAUAUUGCCUCUGCUCAGGAGGGUUCAUGAUACAGCCUGGAUGCUACAGGUUAGAAGGGAGGUAGUUCAAUGGAACAGUGUGUGGAAAAUCUCAAGGCAAGAAUAAUAGGAGAUUACACUCUGUCCUAAAUGCAUUGAAAGCACUGAGUGUGUAUGGAGAUGGGAAGUCUACAGUCAGAAACGCGCACACACACCCUCAAUUUCAGGAGCACUAAAUUCACUUACUGAAGAUUUUUUUUCUUACUGAAAUCACAGCCAGUGAGAUUCGUAAUAGUUUCAUGGAUCAUCCAGUCUGACUCCCUAUACGGGUGUGAAUGUACUCAAAUGCCAGAUGAUGCCAGAACUAAGCCACUUCCCAGAAGAAUUUAAAUCAUGGGAGUUUUGAAGUGGAGAGAUGAAGAGAUGUCAGGAGAAAGUGUGGUGAGCUCAGCAGUGCCGGCAGCUGCGACUCGCACCACCUCCUUCAAAGGGACCAGCCCGAGCUCCAAAUAUGUCAAACUGAAUAUUGGUGGUGCCCUCUACUACACCACAAUGCAGACCCUGACCAAGCAGGACACCAUGCUUAAGGCCAUGUUCAGUGGCCGCAUGGAGGUUCUCACCGACAGUGAAGGCUGGAUUCUGAUUGACCGCUGUGGCAAACACUUCGGGACCAUAUUAAAUUACCUGCGUGAUGGGGCCGUGCCUCUUCCUGAGAGCCGGAGAGAGAUUGAAGAGUUGCUGGCUGAGGCAAAGUAUUACCUGGUUCAGGGUCUGGUGGAUGAGUGCCAGGCAGCUCUGCAGCAGAACAAAGAUGCAUACGAGCCAUUCUGCAAAGUACCAGUCAUCACUUCUUCUAAGGAAGAGCAAAAACUUAUAGCAACAUCCAAUAAGCCAGCAGUAAAGUUGCUGUAUAACAGAAGUAAUAACAAAUAUUCCUACACCAGUAAUUCUGAUGACAACAUGCUGAAGAACAUCGAGCUGUUUGAUAAGCUGUCACUGCGGUUUAAUGGGAGAGUCCUCUUUAUUAAGGAUGUGAUAGGAGAUGAGAUUUGCUGCUGGUCUUUCUAUGGACAGGGGCGUAAGAUUGCUGAGGUCUGCUGCACCUCCAUUGUCUAUGCUACUGAGAAGAAACAGACAAAGGUGGAGUUCCCAGAAGCCCGAAUUUACGAAGAGACACUGAACAUUUUGCUUUACGAGGCUCAGGAUGGACGAGGACCCGACAACGCGCUUCUGGAGGCGACAGGAGGGGCAGCGGGCCGCUCUCAUCACCUGGAUGAGGACGAGGAGCGGGAGCGCAUUGAACGUGUGCGAAGGAUUCAUAUUAAGCGUCCAGAUGACAGGGCACAUCUUCACCAGUGAGGAGUGACAGCUGCAGACUGCACAGCCCUCUUGUGACCUGUUCCAUUCUUUACAGUUGAUAACCAGUCAACUUAUUUAUGUUCAGUGAAGUCUAUAAAAUUAUAUUUUAUACCAGACUAGAAUAUUUUGGGGUAUUUAACAUGAAGUAUAACAUGAAGCUAUUAGAGGAAUAAAGAAGGUAUCAAGGGUCAGAUCAAUGCAUUUGGUGUAAUGGCUCUGAAUUUUCAGCACUCCUCUUCCUGCUGUUGUGUUUAGAGAGGAGGAGUGUCCCUUUCCUUCUGCCUUUUAGUAUUUAUUCUGCACUUUCUCUAGGAUUUUCAAAGAGCUGUCCACCUUCCCUACAGACCCCCGUUUACGCCAUCCCACCUGAACCUACUGUACAUGAGAAAUGCUAUUCUGUGCCACGGCGAUGCUAAAGAAACUAACCUCAUCUGCUUCAGCACUUUCUCCACUCUCCUCCUAUCUGGACCUUUAAGGGGGAAGGCACCUUAGAUAGAAAUGCUUCAGCCUCGCUUUCAGAAGAUACGGUUCUAUGGACACUGGCUUCCCUCCAGAAUUGAAUUGCUUUGCAUGGUUUGAAAUAGAUGACAGUGAUACUGUUUCAGAACCAGACCUGCUCUGGGGCUAGGUCUCGCUGGUUGGCAGUGACUAGUUUUUGUUGUUUAGUGCUGGCAGCUACUCAGGCUCAAGUUCAAAAUUCAGGAAGCACGUUAAAGUGCGCUGGGUAUGGCAUCCCCUGCUUGAGCUUUGUGGUGAUGGUUCAGUGAAAGUGGUGUGCUAGGGAAUAGUGGAGAACCCUCAGCUUCUUUAUGGUGCAGUUCAAGGGUGGGAGAUAUUUAUACAUUAUGUAAAUGGAGGGCUAGGAAUAACCUAGACUUGCAUAACAUUUUACCUAAGGCGUCCAGGAUUUCUACUGUAGUCAGUCACCAUUUCCUCUUAAACCCAGAAUGUAAUUUGAAGGUUCAUGCUAGAUUACUGGUUUUCCACUUCCUCCUGAAUCAAGAGGGAGCCUUUUCUUUACAGCUGUCCGAGAUAACUCUAGCAUGGGCUACUCCUAACACCAUGUAAUCCUAGUCUAAAUACGGAGCUAAUUAGACAUUUACUCAUAGUUUGAGUUCCAUAAGGGAUAGCAGGAGCUUUACCUCUCAUGCUGUUAUACUGGUGAUUACUGGGGAGAAAUGGGUGGACAUCCCUUUAAGUGUCAAUAUCUCCAGCUAUUCUCCACUGUCUCUAUCACAGCAUAUUCUAGGCCACCUGGAAGAAAAUGACUAUAAUCUAUAGAAUACUCUAUAGACCUCUACGCUUUCUAAGACUGCUUUUUGUUGCAAAUAAUGUGUUUUAUCUACCUCCUAGUCUCUUGUUGCAUAGUAGAGAGUCAGGUAGAAGUGAUGGUGGAGGUUCAUCUAUUCUGCAGAGGGAGUGGAUGCUAUUAAAAAUAAGACUAGGCAGAGUUAGUUUGUUCUAAGUUUUGGAAGGAAUAUAAAGCCUCAUGCUUCAGGGAUUUGAAUGAGACCUUCACACGGGGCAGAUUGUCCCUCAUCUUCUGGUGUAGAGUUUCUUGCAGCUUCUGCUGAUGCAGAAUGGUAUUGGCCUCUCUUGUUUGGAUGAUGGACCAGCUGGACCACCUGUCUGGUGAUUCUGGCUUUCCAGUAACAGAGCUAGCAGGAAGUCUGACAAAAGUAAAGUUAUACUGUAAAAUUAGUAUAGACCUGAUUAUAUCACUUAGUAAUACCUUUAAAACUAAUAUUCUGCUGACAACUGCUAUCUUGGUUAGUGUCACUAGAUGUUGCUCCUCUAAAGUAAUGUUUUGUAGGAAUGGUAUAAAGCCAUACAUACACCUGCUUGUAGGGAUUACUGGACAAUCAAUAUUUUGACUUGUUUAUUUAAUGGUACAUCACUCUUGUGUAGCUUAAAUCCAUCAAGCCUUGGAGACUGCUUGUCAGAGGCAAUGGUCUGUCAGCCAAAGAUGAUUUUCAUGGUACAGGUCUGUCUAUAGUGCUUGUUUUCUAGACCCUCAAACGUUAACUUUCUAGUAGUAAAGUUUUCUGUAACGAGGUCACUGUGAUAAAGCUAGUUUCAAACCAAACAAUCAAUUUAGCAGCUUGAACUAUCACUGUGUAUAACUGACAGAUGUGGGCUUAAAGUGCAAUCAUAUCAAUGUUUUGUAUGUAGAUACUGUAAUAACUCCCCAGUUGUCUAAUAUUAGAGAAGCCCUUCCAGGGUCCAGUGUUUAAGCUAGGCUAUUCAUUUUAAUCUCAAGUCUGUACUGGCCCAGGAGAUGGCUUGUCUGUCAUGGGUACAUGUGAUUUUUGAUUUCUAAAACUCUUGUCACAGUGAAGGAAGUUGUUUUGUCCCCCCCCCACACCCACUUUAUUGUUCAGUUGGGGGGGUUGGUUAUUUACAAGCCUAGUUUGGUGGUGGGGGGUGGAGGAAAGCCUCCACUCUAGUGAACUGCACACUUCUGUAUUUCUAAUACUUUGUACUGUGAGAUUUUAGCUCUUCCUUGUUUACUAAAGCACAACCCACCACGGUUACAGGGCUGACUGGUCAGUUGUGUAGGAGUGAGGGACAUGAAAUCUACAUUUUCUGUCAAGUGGUCCAAUCUCUCCCCCUGUCUUUGCUAUUGCACUAAGUGAGCUGUGUUUCCAGGGUAGAGGUAGCUUCCUUUUCCAUUCAGGAAUGGAUAGUGCUAACAGCAUUUCCAUUUCUACUGUGAGGAGCCCACAGAAGAAGGAAAUACACAAGACUCGGUUACACAUUGAUCUUAGUAUAAGUACAGUGGCUUAGAUUUCUACCCCUUGGUGGUACAAUUUAACCAAAAAAAAAAAAAAGCUUUCUAUAAACACCACCUUUCCCCAGCCCUUUUUAAUCAGAUUAAAAGGUGGCAUUUCCCCCUCGUAAAGAGCUGUUCAGUUAUAUUAACACAGCUCAAGCAAAGGAGAAGGCUAUGUUUUUAAAAGCUAUGUUAGUCAGAAGGAAGGAUUGAGUUACUGUGACAGCAGUCCAGUACAUUCUUGGUUUAGCUCUCUAAUUGCCUUAGUUAUGCAAUACAAGUGUACCAUUGUCUUGUCUGUUAGAAAAUAAUGUGCAGUGUGUGAUCUGACUGUAGUUAUGGAUGGGACCACAACUCAUUGCCUGUAUGAAGGCCAUGACCUCAGAGGGCCUCCCUCAUGGAGCAGCAGGGAACAAAGCAUUCUCUAUAGUACAAAGCUUAUUAAAUAGGGUAGAAGUUUCAACAAAGCCUUAAUUAUGCUGCAGAAUAUUAAAACCACCAGCCAGGGCCUGAAGACCAGCAGAAAGGUGGCCUUUCGAUUGUAUUGGAAGCCUUGAAUCCAACCCCUUAGCUGUUAGCACACAGCUUUCAUCUGCAUACUUCAGACACUGACAAGUCAAUCUUAGUGCAAGCCUCACUGUGCUUUAAAAUAGAUCUCCCCUGACACAACAGCUGGCUGGGGAUAGUUUCACUAACUUACAGGCUUUCAAUACCAUCCGAAGAGUACAAUUUUCUUUUCAAGGGUGAGCUGUUCUUUGAGCAGCAGCAUCAAGGCCAAGGGAUCAUAUAGAAAGCCUUUGCCUCUACCACUUUCAUGAGAUGCAGUUUUUAUGCAACUAAGGUCACCCCCCGUUGGUAACAAGCAAUAUCUUAGCAACCAGCAGCUGUGAGAGAUCAAGUCAAAGUGCAUGACUGUUUCAGGCUCUUGCCCAUGUGUCAUGGUUUCCAGCAUGCAAUACAAGCAGUAAUACUGACAACGCAGAGUGCCGCUGAUCAAGUUAUUCAUGGAAAUAUCUUGUCGUUUAAGGUAAAGCAGCAAAGCUCAAAACUGCACCUUGCUUAAGGCUUGGUUCACCGAGUGUUCUCCAUGCCCUGGGUUACACUGAACGUACGGCACUAGUACGCUCGUCUGCUUUGUACAAUCACCAACUUUGUCUAGCUGUGCCCAAAAAGCUUAAGCUAGAUUCCUCUGUAUGGUUGUGUAUGCAGUAUGUACUAGAGCUUGGUUUGAGUAUAUGCAAAAUAAAUUAGAAAUGUUUCAUAUUUA